AUGUGCGCGGAUCACGAUCACGCGCGCGUGGCGCCGGCCGACGACGCCCACCACCACCCGGUGGCGGUGGAGGAGCAGCAGGUGCCGGAGGCCGUGCACUCGCCGCGGCUGAUCAAGCAGACGCGGUUCCACUCGCAGCCCAUCCUGAACCUGCACCCGUCGUCGUCCAAGAACGUCGUCGACGAGGCACGGCGGGGCGACGGCAGCAGCACGCGCGACAAGCGGUUAGACCCGUUCAAGACCUUCUCCGGCCGCCUCGAGCGCCAGCUGUCCAACCUGCGCGGCCGCCCGCAGGAGCCCGUCGACGGCAUAUCCCCGGACUCGAAGAUCUCCGAGGAGGAGACCGACCAGGUCCCCGCCGCCGACCGCUACUUCGACGCCUUGGAAGGACCCGAGCUCGACACGCUCAGGGCCACGGAGGUGCCGGUGCUGCCGAAAGACGAGAAGUGGCCAUUCCUGCUGCGGUUCCCCAUCAGUGCGUUCGGUAUGUGCCUGGGCGUGAGCAGCCAGGCCAUCCUGUGGAAGACGCUGGCGUCGGCGGCGCCGACGGCGUUCCUGCACGUGAGCCCCGUGGUGAACCACGUGCUGUGGUACGCGAGUGCGGCGCGAGUUCUACCACCCGGUCCGCGCCAACUUCUUCGCGCCGUGGAUCGCGUGCCUGUUCCUGGUGCUGGGCGCGCCGCGGCUGGUGGCGGAGAUGCACCACGGCGUGUGGCGGUGCGCAUCAACUUCUUCCGGGGUUUCCGCUUCUCGCUGGCGUGGUGGGCGUACACGUUCCCGAUGACCGGCGCGUCCGUGGCGACCAUCACGUACGCGACGGAGGUGACCAACGUGCUGACCCGGGCGCUCUCCAUCGGGCUCGCGGGCAUCUCCAACGUCACCGUCGCCGGGCUGCUGGUGACCACGGUGUUCCACGCCUUCGUGCUGAGGGACCUCUUCCCCAACGACGUGUCCAUCGCCAUCACAAGAAAGAAGCCCAAGUUCAGCAAGAUCCUGGCGCAUUUUCGCUCGUCCAACUCCGACAUGAAGGAGCUCGUCUUCUCCCUCUCCAACCGAAUACGGUGGCGCAGUCCGACUCCGGCGACACCAAGACCGACCCCGUCCUUGGUCGGCGUGGUUGGAAUGAAUGAGCAGACGGCCAUCGAUGGCAGCAACAACACCACCACCACCACAAGCGGACGGGAUCAAGACGAGAAGAACACCGACAAGAGCACGAACGAAACCGGCGGCCAGGUUGACAAGAGCGAAGAGGAGGCGUCCACUGACGACAAGAGCACCGGCGUUCAGGCUGACAACACUGUCCAGGAGGAGGCAUCCACCACUGACGAUAACAACGCCGGCGGCCAGGCUAACAACAGCACCAAGGAGACACCGACAGUCGAAGGAGACCGUUGGCGGCGACGACGGCACGGCCAAGAACCAGAGGAGCUUCGACGACACGAAUGGCAGUUUGGACGGCGCACUGCCCGUGAAAGAAGACGGGAAUGUCGCUGA
Molecule: messenger RNA, 1494 nt
Organism: Miscanthus lutarioriparius
Lineage: Eukaryota; Viridiplantae; Streptophyta; Magnoliopsida; Poales; Poaceae
Source: the annotation of a GenBank genome assembly